Molecule: messenger RNA, 1400 nt
Organism: Mus caroli (Ryukyu mouse)
Lineage: Eukaryota; Metazoa; Chordata; Mammalia; Rodentia; Muridae
Gene: Anxa2
Product: annexin A2
Biological process (GO): positive regulation of receptor-mediated endocytosis involved in cholesterol transport
Cellular component (GO): nucleus; cytoplasm; vesicle membrane
Molecular function (GO): phospholipase inhibitor activity; calcium ion binding; phosphatidylserine binding
Source: RefSeq, a predicted model, not a curated record
UAUAAAAGCCCCACCCAGCCCAGCCGGGCUGCUCCGCUUCAAGGGAGGCUCUCAGCGAUAGGUGGCCGGCCCAGCUUUUUCUUUUCUUCAAAAUGUCUACUGUCCACGAAAUCCUGUGCAAGCUCAGCUUGGAGGGUGAUCAUUCUACACCCCCAAGUGCCUACGGGUCAGUCAAACCCUACACCAACUUCGAUGCUGAGAGGGAUGCUCUGAACAUUGAGACAGCAGUCAAGACCAAAGGAGUGGAUGAGGUCACCAUUGUCAACAUCCUGACAAACCGCAGCAAUGUGCAGAGGCAGGACAUUGCCUUCGCCUAUCAGAGAAGGACCAAAAAGGAGCUCCCGUCAGCGCUGAAGUCAGCCUUAUCUGGCCACCUGGAGACGGUGAUUUUGGGCCUAUUGAAGACACCUGCCCAGUAUGAUGCUUCGGAACUAAAAGCUUCCAUGAAGGGCCUGGGGACUGACGAGGACUCCCUCAUUGAGAUCAUCUGCUCACGAACCAACCAGGAGCUGCAAGAGAUCAACAGAGUGUACAAGGAGAUGUACAAGACUGAUCUGGAGAAGGACAUCAUCUCUGACACAUCUGGAGACUUCCGAAAGCUGAUGGUCGCCCUUGCCAAGGGCAGACGAGCAGAGGAUGGUUCAGUUAUUGACUACGAGCUGAUUGACCAGGAUGCCCGGGAGCUCUAUGAUGCCGGGGUGAAGAGGAAAGGAACUGAUGUCCCCAAGUGGAUCAGCAUCAUGACUGAGCGCAGUGUGUGCCACCUCCAGAAAGUGUUCGAAAGGUACAAGAGCUACAGCCCUUAUGACAUGCUGGAGAGCAUCAAGAAAGAGGUCAAAGGGGACCUGGAGAACGCCUUCCUGAACCUGGUCCAGUGCAUCCAGAACAAGCCCCUGUACUUCGCUGACCGACUGUACGACUCCAUGAAGGGCAAGGGGACUCGAGACAAGGUCCUGAUUAGAAUCAUGGUCUCUCGCAGUGAAGUGGACAUGCUGAAAAUCAGAUCUGAAUUCAAGAGGAAAUAUGGCAAGUCCCUGUACUACUACAUCCAGCAAGACACCAAGGGUGACUACCAGAAGGCACUGCUGUACCUGUGUGGUGGGGAUGACUGAAGGGCUCAGCACAGUGGAUCACCCAGAAGUGGCUCUACCUGUGCCCCAACCUGAUGUUCUAGAGACUCCGCUCUCCACUAAUGGACCCCUGAGCUCCUCCCUGUGAGGAUGACAACAGGGCCACCGACCCUUUCCCCAUCUUAGCUGCCCUUGCCUGGCUUUCUCCUCAUUCUCUUCCUUUAUGCCAAAGAAGUGAACAUUCCAGGGAGUGGGGCGUAGCGUCUGUGACAUGAGACACUUCCUCUUAUGUACUGUGUCGUGAAUAAACCGUUUUUACUUUAGAAACAA